Paramisgurnus dabryanus is the source of this 3580-nucleotide messenger RNA. RefSeq lists its product as uncharacterized. Gene Ontology annotation, molecular function: ATP hydrolysis activity; zinc ion binding. NCBI's taxonomy places the organism in Eukaryota, Metazoa, Chordata, Actinopteri, Cypriniformes, Cobitidae. Gene Ontology annotation, cellular component: PML body; nucleus. The record is from RefSeq and is a predicted model, not a curated record.
AUUGAAACAAGGAUGUCGAUUCAAAAAGAGAGAGGGAUCCCGCUCUGCGCGCUUAAUCCAAAGUUCCUUCACACCAACUCUACCAGCCACACCUGGCCCUUUAGUGCCAUUGCUGAGCUAAUAGACAAUGCCUACGACCCAGAUGUUAAAUCCAAGAAGUUCUGGAUUGACAAAACAAGAAUUGGAGGUCAAGACUGUCUUACUUUCACGGAUACUGGAGCAGGAAUGGAUUAUCACAAGAUGUACAGAAUGCUCAGAAGAAGAGCUGCUCGCAGAGCUCGAGGCCAUCAACACACACGACUCCAGUGGCACCACAGGAACACGAAUAAUCAUCUGGAACCUCAGAAAAACAUCGACAGACGCUUCUGAGUUUGACUUUGAGGCGGACCAAUAUGACAUCCAGAUUCCAGAUGACGUGUAUGAGGAUGAAAAGGAGAAAUAUAAGCAGUCAUUGCGAGCAUAUUGUAGUGUCCUCUACUUGAAGCCCAGAAUGCAGAUUAUCAUUCGUGGACAGAAAGUUAAAACUCAACUGAUUGCUAAAAGCCUGGCAUUCGCAAUGAAGGAUAAAUACACACCCAACUUUCUAAAUAAGAAAAAAAUACCAAUCACAUUUGGCUACAACCCCAAGAACAAAGAACAUUAUGGAGUCAUGAUGUACCAUAAAAACAGGCUCAUCAAAGCCUACGAGCGUGUUGGAUGCCAAAACCGGGCAAAUAAAAAGGGAGUAGGAGUCAUUGCAGUAAUCGAGUGCAAUUUCCUCAAGCCAACACAUAACAAGCAGGACUUCGACUACACAGAAGAGUACAGAACAACCAUGAAUGCUUUGGGUAAGAAGCUAGAAGAGUAUUGGAAAGCUAUAUGCCAUGAAAAAGGUCUCAACGGCAUAGCACCUUCAGAGGAUAUACCAGAGUGUCCUGACCAAAACUGGGUUCAGUGUGAUGAUUGUCUGAAGUGGCGUAAACUCCCAGAUGGCAUAGACACAGAUAAACUCCCUGACAAAUGGUUCUGUCAUAUGAACCCAGAUACUCAGUUCAGGAGAUGUGAUGAACCAGAGGAACCUGAUGAUUCUAAAGAUGAAACAUCAACUCCCUUGAACUCAUACAAACAGCAUAAGAGAAAACAGCAGGAACUGAAAAAAAUGCAGAUGGAAGAAAAGAAGAGAAAUGCAGACCUUGAAGAUCUGAGAAAAAAAGAAGAAGAAAUAUUCUGUGAAUUACGAAAAACAGGCUCCUCCCCACCCAGGUCACCUACACCUUCUUUAAAAGCUGCUAUGACAGCAAGGAGCCCUGAAGAUUCCAGUGACCUCCCACAAUCUGCCUCUAACCCCUCAGACAGCAUGCAAGUAACUUCUCACCCUCCUUUAACAAGGAGAAAAAGACGUCUAGAAGAGUUAGAAGGAAACAGCCAAGAUCAGAAGAAAUUAAGAGCACUUAAUGAUGACUUUAACAACGCACCCGACAGUCCAUCAACGUCCACAUUAAUAUCAAAUGUCGUGACCUCACAGAUUGAGAUCCCUGAUGAUAAUGACAGUGCUGAUAAAGAGGAAAUAGAGAGCAACACUGAUGAUGAUGAUAUUGUUAUUGAUGAGACAAAGAGCACGCCAAGACCCAAAGCCUCAACCUUUAACCUUGCCAUGGUCAAGUUAGAAAGUAGUACAAGUAAUGAUGUACAAGACAAUGGUGAUAUUUCCAUGGAAACACUUGCCGGUGAAGAUGCCAGAGAUGCAACAAUAGACUCAUCGACUUCAAAUGGUCAAGUCAGCAUAACAGAUCAGGCAGAAUAUAGUAUGACCAUAAAGAUGGAGGAGGACCAACAAAGAAAAAGAGAAGAAGUGGCAAUAAAGGUAGAAAAGAUAAAGAGUUAUGCAACAAGGAUGGAGCAGGACAGCACUGAGGUUGAAUGCAAGAAGGAAAAAGGUAACGAACUAAUCAUGUCAAUCACUAAAGACUCUAUGAAGAUUGAAAGCAAACCAAGUCUUGCAGAAAGAAGUUAUAGAAGUACAGAUGGCACAAGUCAUAUGCCUAAAGAAGCAGCUAUGGACUCUGGUCUAAACAUAUACAAUAUGGCAACCUUAGAAGCCCAGAAACAUCAGUACAGUCUUCUGGAAGUCAUGGAAGCCACAGCCAAGGAAAGAGAGGAGUAUAAUAAGAUGCAAGCUCAGUCUCUCCCAGGGGAGCUGAAGAACAAAGAAUGUGAACUACUAAAGCUCAGUGUUAAGAAAGAGUUUAGCCAUCAAAACAUUCAGGCCGAUCCAUUAGAGGAACAGGAUUACAAGACACUGUACUUGGAGGCGACACAGCGCAACGAACAGCUCACAAAAAAAAUAAAUGUGCUGGAGAAGAAGCAAGAGGAGAUGUUGCUACAGAUGAAAGCUGAAAAAGAAGCACAGGAAAGGAUGAAAGCUGAGGGUGCAAUGACAAAUGUGGAUAAUAAAAUGGCUCUUCAAGUGGACUUACUUCUGAGAGAGCUAAAUCAGCGUAAUAAAGAAUGCGAUGAAUUAAAACGUAAGUUGCACAGCUUGGAACAGGAGAAAUUAAAGUGCGAGCAGCUGUGGAAAGACUUGGACGACACAGAAGGGAGUGGGACUGAUAGAGCCAGUUCAACGCAAGCAGCACAGCACUGCAAUACAGAGGACACCUCUGCAAACUGUGUGAGUCAGAUCAAAGAGACCAGGAAACAAUUGAAAGACCAGUAGGUGGAGAGAACACAGUGACAAAUGCAAGGUUGGGGUAGCUAAGGAGCAGUAAUGCUUGUGUUUUGGUCAGAUUUGUUCCUGCCUUGGACCCUAAACAAAGUUUACAAUGACUGUGAGGUCAUAGAUGAGGAUUAAAACCAAGUUAUAAACAAGAUCUCGCCAACUGAAACCACUUCUACUUAAAGCUACUUUGUCAAAUUUAUAUUUUGUAUAAGGGAGACUUACAUAUACUGGUCACACUUUAUUUUACGGUAUCACUGUUACAGUGUAAUUAUACAUUUAAGUACUAAGUAAUAAUCAUUAAUAAAAUGUACUUAUAGGGUUGGGGUGAGGAUUAGGGUUUGGUUUAGGGUUAGUUGCAUGUAAUUAUUCAUAAUUAACUGUUAUUACUAUAAUAAUUACAUGUAACAUGUGAAACAAAGACACCGUAAAAUAAAGUGUCUUUCCAUAUACUUUUUCUCAAGUUAUUUUGUAAAAGGGAGACAAAACGUUUUAUUGCAUUCUGAAAAUAUUUCAUAAUAUAGUUAUGUGAGAAUUUAUUUAUCUAUAAUUUUGGAGGCAAGGAAACCUUUCUACUUAUAAGAAUGUAGAUGUUUUUAUUUUUUAUUCUGCUCAAUGGAUUUACACUGUGCACAGCUACAAUUUAAGAUUUUGAAACAAAGUUUGUGUAAAGGUCAAAAUAAAUCUUACAACGAAUCUAGAUGUUAAAAUUAUUAGUUUGUUCAGUGUGCUCUGUUUUGUAUGUUUUUGGUGGUUUUUCUGUUAUGUUUUCACGAGAGGAUUACCUGCUUAUUUAAUAAAUCCUAUACUAAUGUUCCUAUACUAGUGUUGCGCGAGCCCCCAGCAGCUAAGCCCCAUCCGCUAGAAAUAGAUUAAAGUGAGAUA